Messenger RNA from Nelumbo nucifera (sacred lotus), 975 nucleotides. Its product is annotated as putative aquaporin SIP2-1. Gene Ontology annotation, molecular function: channel activity. The record is from RefSeq and is a predicted model, not a curated record. Gene Ontology annotation, cellular component: membrane. NCBI's taxonomy places the organism in Eukaryota, Viridiplantae, Streptophyta, Magnoliopsida, Proteales, Nelumbonaceae. Gene Ontology annotation, biological process: transmembrane transport.
AGUUGUGCUGCUGCUGCUACUGCUAUAUAUAUUUGAGUAGCCAAGAGAAGAACAAUCUGAACAAGAGGAAGCAAAAACCAACUAAUGGCCAGAAAUCAAGUCAUAUUAUCGGAUUUCAUCAUUUCAUUCGCGUGGCUAUGGUCUGGAUCUCUCAACAAAUUCUUUGUGUGUAAGUUUCUGGGUUUAGGGUCUAAACCCAGCGGAGAAGUUAUCGAGAAUAUUCUUGAUCUCUUGAGCAUGUACUGUUUUGCAUGGUUGUGUAAGACUUACAGUGGAGCAUACAAUCCUCUCUCAGAGUCAGUAUUAUCUGGAGCCAUUUCUGGGAACAACACUCGAAUUUUAUACACUGUUGGUUCAAGAAUUCCUGCCCAGGCACUGGGAUCUAUUAUUGCUGUUAGACUCAUCACCGAGUUCCUUCCUGAAAUAGGCUAUGAACCCCUCCUUAGUGUGGGAAUCCUUCAAGGUGCAUUAACUGAAGGAGCUCUGACAUUCUCUAUCAUUGUCAUCUCACUAGAAGCUGCUCAGAGUCACCCCAACAAUUUCUUCUUGAAAACAUGGAUAUGUAGUGUCUCUAAAAUUGGUCUACAUAUACUAGGUUCUAAUGUUACUGGUGGAUACAUGAACCCUGCUUCUGCCAUGGGAUGGGCUUAUGUUCAAGGGAGUCAUAUAAAUAAGGGGCACAUAUUUGUGCACUGGCUCGCACCCAUUGGGGCGGCUCUUUUGGGUGUCUGGACAUUCAGGUUAUUUAUUCAGCCCAAGGAAAAAGCAGGAGGAAAAACAGCAUAGAAAAACCUAAUUCAGAAUGAAGAGGCAGCCCUGAUUUCUUCUCGUAAUUCAAUUUUAGGUUCCUUUUGUAAUCAUCUGAAAUUGUACAGAUCUCUCUCUCUCUGAUGUUUGUGUAAAGUUUUUGGAUAAGCCAGUACACAUUGGGUAGGUAACUUUGAAAUAAGCCCAACUGAAUUGUUGAAUUUUUUA